Messenger RNA from Oncorhynchus mykiss (rainbow trout), 3142 nucleotides. RefSeq lists its product as uncharacterized. The record is from RefSeq and is a predicted model, not a curated record. Gene Ontology annotation, molecular function: DNA binding. NCBI's taxonomy places the organism in Eukaryota, Metazoa, Chordata, Actinopteri, Salmoniformes, Salmonidae.
GGAGACUCAACUGGAUUAAUCGAGAGUAGGUCAAGAAAAUGAGGUUUGGUUACAACUCUAAACGACAUGAGAGUUCCAGAUGGAAUAGCAUCAAAGACUAUGGCGAACUCCCUAGGUGUAGCACUAACCACAAGUGUGAAGGAAGAGGUCAUAGACAACAGAUUUUUGAUUUCAAGGAUCGGAACUGAAAAAAGUGGUCCCACUUGCCCUUAGUAGUAGGGGUUUCCAAAUCAGCCCCCACAACUUCCGUUUGAAAUGUACAUCGCUAGCUAGCUAAAAAAACAACAACAAGGACAAAUUAACCAUCUGUCAACUUUCAUGAGAUUAAACGAUAUCUAACCAAGGAUUUUACCAAGUGGGAAGCCCUAAGUAGUUCACUAGCCCUCCAGGAAAGUGAGCUGGAAGGACAUAACAAAGGAGCCAGGUUGCAAGAAAACAGAUGAAAGAAGGGGCAACAAUGUCUGAAGAAGGGGCAACAAUGUCUGAAGAAGGGGCAACAAUGUCUGAAGAAGGGGCAACAAUGUCUGAAGAAAGGGCAACAAUGUCGGAAGAAGGGGCAACAAUGUCGGAAGAAGGGGCAACAGUGUCGGAAAAAGGACAGAUAAUUGCCUCUGAUACUGGUAGUGAUGAGGAGUUAGGUGAAGCAUUGUCUAAUGGCAACCCCAUACCACCUAAGAGGGGAAAGGGAAGGGCCAAAGGAUCAGGCUCUAAGACACCCAAGAUACUGAGGGUACUAGACAAGCAGCCACGAGGCAGGCCACGUAAAGUGGUUGACCCUAAUGCUGUUUCAGCAGAGCCAACUGCACCUCUGAAGCAUGGCCGGCCCCAAAAAGUUAAACAACCAAAAAAAAGGGGUAGGCCGAGGAAGAACCCGCUAUCAACUGAGGAGGAAGAAAAGAGAAAGAAACCGAAAAGCCAACCUAAGGGAUCAAGAGUGUCGAAGCCUCUCGGAAGGCCGCACAUCCAUCCCUGCAUGGAUCCCCCAGCCACCUCUGCCGAGCCACGGGGAAGAGGCCGCCCACGCAAGGCAAUAAUAGGUAAAGGUGCCCACCUACGGAAUAACCCACCUCCAACCUCUAAAGUUUCCAAGCCACCCGUUAAAGAUGGUUCCCCGCGAAAGAGGGGCCGCCCCUUAGGCUCCGUACUAGCAAACAAUGCCAAGAGAGCAGCAGAGAAGGAUAGUUCCAAUAGUGCACCCCCAGCCAAACGGGGGUGCACUGUUUCUCCAAUAGUAAAGCUUUACCGCUGCACCAAUGGUAAAGCAAAUGUGUUAGAUGAAGCUGCCAUCCAAGCCCAGAGGCGAAGAGGCAGGAGAAAGACUGUGAAAGUUGAUUAUACAACUUAUGAUUCAGAGGAGGAGGAAGAUGCAGAGAAAAAUGAGGAUGAAGACUUGUCUCCAGUUGAAGAGGAAAUAAAUCCACACAGUGAUCAUCACAAGGCUAGCAAACCUGGUAAGGUGGCGGCAGCCCUAAAGAAGGUGGGGGUUGUUUCUAAAAGGAGGGGCAGGAAGCCUGGCUCAACCAAAAAGGUUAUAAAGUAAAAGGAACCUAGGUGGAGCAGACUGAACAAGACAACACACCUUGUUGCCGGGAAACACAAAAUAUCAGUAGCAUCUUGUAGGAUGAAUGGACAUGUUUUUAAAAUUUUAUUAAUGGGAUAGCUUUUACCUAACUCUUUAGUUUUCUCAAUUAACCUACGUGUCUAUUUGCUCUUGCUAUUAUUGUUGAUGGUUUGUGGAAACCAUGUGAAUCUUUUUUUUUUUUUUUUCAUAGCUCGAAUGAUGUGAAGACAAUUUCAUUGACAGUUGUUAAUGUAUUGGUCUGUGCAGAUUUAUCCCAUUUGGAUACUGUUUCUAAUUCCAUGCUCAUCCUUUAGGUCAUGAUAUUCUCAUUGAGCUUUAACUGAGAUGUUUCUUCAUCUCCAUCCGAAAUGUUACAAUGUGGGAAAGAUUAGGAAUGUAUGAAUCAAUUGUCUAUUUACUCAUAUAGGUAAAUAAGAAGCUAAAAUGGGUUAAAUCAGUGUUUUGUUUGCUGUAAUUAAUAAAUAAUGAAUAACAUACUUUUAAUUGUUGCCUUAUCUCUCCUGAGGGUCUGCAAUUUUCUAAAUGCUAAUGUCUUGUAAUUUUAUUUCCCUUAAUUGCCAAAGCUUUGAAUGUAACAACUUCUCCUUCCCAGCCAUCUUUGUUUCGAUACAGAUUUUGUUAGUGUCACUGUCAUGGUACCCUCUUCCCUAUCAAGUGCACUACUUUGACCAGAGCCUACGGACCCUUGUCAAAAGUAGAAUAAUGGAAUAAGGUGCCAUUUGGGGGCGGCGCCAUUAAACAUAGUUGCACUUUCUUUCACUUGGGUCAUUGCAUACUUCACCUUGUGGUGUCAAGACAGUAACUGUGAACUUCCAAUCCAAUCAUCACUAAGAUUUCUCCCAGAAGAUGUAUAGUUAUUGUCUACUGUGAGGGUUUUUUGUUAGUGAGUAUCAUCCUUGUAAUUCACUAAACAUCACUACUCAUAGUUAUUUUUAAGACUUUGUUAUCUGUUAGCUGUCAACUCUUUUACUUGUUUUUUAUUACUUGGCUUUCAACUGAAGUGGAUGGCUUGGUUUCACAGACUGGGCAAAGAUGUAUGUAAAUGUUGUUCAGGAUUGCAUGUAUGUUAAACAUGUCUUCUAGCCUGCUAUUCAUUUCUUUAAUGAAUUGUGUGCAUGACAAUAUCAGUUCAUACUGCAUUGCAACUUUGUAAUUUCUGUAAUAUAGAAAUCGUAAUUGAGGUACACAGCAAAAUCUAUAAUUUGUAUGAUUUCACGUUCCUGUAACAAGUUUCUUACAAUUUCAUGUUUUCAACUUGGUCUGGCUCUUAUUCUAUGUUGCUUCGAUUAAUUCAAUGUUCUUGUCUUGUAAUAAUGUUUUUGACAAUGCAGUUGAACUAUACAGAUAAAAACAUACAUAUUGUAAAACAUACUGCAUCUAUCUCUGUAAUUAGAAAUAGGUAUGUGAAGCCACCAAACAUUAAUUUGAGGAUAAUGUGAAUUUGAGUUUUGUUCCAGAGAAAAUAUUUUGAAAGUUUGCUGUAAUAAAGUGAAAUGUCAAGAUUUGUUUUAUUUGUUGAUGUUUUUUUUAAAAUCUCAAUAAAAACCAAAAUAUGAUUUA